Messenger RNA from Branchiostoma floridae (Florida lancelet), 1718 nucleotides. Its product is annotated as amine oxidase [flavin-containing] B-like. Gene Ontology annotation, molecular function: oxidoreductase activity. The transcript has 6 exons. The record is from RefSeq and is a predicted model, not a curated record. NCBI's taxonomy places the organism in Eukaryota, Metazoa, Chordata, Leptocardii, Amphioxiformes, Branchiostomatidae. Bases 296 to 889 code for a protein of 197 amino acids.
AGUUUUCAUUUCCAUUUGUCAAUAACUUUCUCUUAUUCAAGCUAUGGGAAAGAUUUAUAUGUCUUAUUAUCAUAUUCACAGACAAAAUGCAGUGUAUGUGUCAAUCUUAUAGGAUAUAGAGAAUUCUACAGAUGUUAAACAAGGAAUUAAAGUUGCAUUAGAUGGUGGCAAAAUAAUUAUUGCACUAUCAUUCAAAGAUGACAUUAGCAGUAUACCAUAAAUUCAUUUUUUUUGCAGAGGAAGGGGAAAGAAGGUUUUCAAGCUGCUUUUAGUUUGAGGUUUCUGUGGUACAGCAAUGUCCGACACAGGGCCUGUUGUUGCCUGCAUAGAUGACACUAAACCAGAUGGCUCCUUUCCUGCACUUGUGGGGUUCAUUACUUCAACACAGGCCAGAAAAGUCUGUGACAUGACUGAAGAGCAAAGGAAGCAGGCAGUGUGUGAACACUAUGCUAAAGUUUUCCAGUGUCCAGAGUUCCUUCAUCCUGUGCACUAUGUGGAACAUAACUGGAUGGCGGACACCUUUUCUGGAGGAGGACCUGGGGCAAACUUAGGACCAGGUGUGCUGACAAGCUUUGGCAGUGAGCUAGGCAAGCCCUUUGGCUGUGUGUACUUUGCUGGUUCAGAGACUGCUGUGAAGUGGAAUGGGUACAUGGAUGGGGCUGUAGAAGCUGGAGAGAGAGCGGCAAGAGAGAUUUUGCAUGCCAUGGGGAAGAUAUCCGAAGACGAGAUCUGGCAGGAGGAACCCCACAGUAUUGACGCCCCGCCCACCCCCGUGGCUGCCGUUUCGUGGGAGAAAUACCUUCCAUCUGUUCCGCAGCUGCUGUUUUUCCUCCUGGCCUUUGUUGUGCUGGUGGUUGCUGUAACUUUACUGUGUGUUUCCCUGGUGUAAUAAAUUACAGGCUACUCCGGGAUAUCGGGAUGUAUACUUAGUAACCGGCAUCUCAACUGGUAGCAGCCUCACAGUUGAGCUCCUGGUUUUAAUAAGUUGGUAACCUGGUUCAAUCUUGGGUAGGGCAAUAAUGUACCCUGCUUACUGGAGCAGCAAGCAAAUAAAUUACUCCCCUAUGUGUAUUGGUCUGAAAAUAGGUUAGAAAGAGAAUGCAUUUCCUAGAGAUUUGAGGUGACCAUUGCAAUCUGUUGCCUCACAAAAUUAAAUGUUAGUAUAUAGAGUAUACUAGUAGAUGAUAGCUAUGCAUAUUUUAUAGAACUCAUCAGGUAUGUGCACUGAAACUUACAGAAAAACUUAAGAUAAGGUCCUAGCUGACCCUAAACAAAGAGUUUGCUUGUGUAAAACUAUGUUAAUUUUUUAUGCAUGUAAUAUAUAUUGUUCUAUGCAUCAUCAUCAGAUGUGAUGCUAGAAAAUGUCAUGUUACAAUCUUGAAAUGCCAGAUUUUUAAAUCUUAACAUUCCAUCAUAUUUUAUAUACUUAUAAUUAGCACAAGUUAGUAUGAUAGCCACAUAUGUGUAUAUACAACAGAAAUGAAAUUUUCACUUAACAAGUAAAACAGGACCUGGUGUAACACAGGUGUAAAAGCAUAGUCUGUUGCAUUACUAUCCAGGCAUACAUGUCUGGACUUUUUCUAUUAUCUUCUUAAGGUAAUGACAUGAUUAGGCCACACCAAUUUAAUUUGUUGCUUCUUGGAUUUUUUCAGAGAAAUAUUGGGGCGGUCGGUCGAAAAAAAUAAAUAAAUAAAAUUUUGCAAAAAGUCUGGGGUGAA